Sabethes cyaneus is the source of this 4887-nucleotide messenger RNA. RefSeq lists its product as uncharacterized. Gene Ontology annotation, molecular function: nucleic acid binding. The transcript is spliced from 3 exons. The coding region runs from base 1 to 4887 and encodes 1628 amino acids. The record is from RefSeq and is a predicted model, not a curated record. Lineage: Eukaryota; Metazoa; Arthropoda; Insecta; Diptera; Culicidae.
AUGUCGUUUAAAGUACCAGCUGGUGGUGUAAAAACUCGUAAAGGUGGCCGUGCCAUGAAAGGUGAUACAAAAAAGGUUAAGCGGCUCUUAAUACGUCGAAACAAUAUUGUUGGUUCGGCAAAGUUGAUCAGGGAAUAUGACGCUAAUUUCGAUUUCGAGCGCGACUUUCCUCAAAUAAAGUUUCGACUCGAAAAGCUAGAUUCUCUCUGGGACGAGUUUAAUGAAAUCCAAGCGGAAAUCGAAUGUGAGCAUGAAAUCAGUGAUGAACUAGCUGACGAACGUAUUGAAUUCGAGACAAUAUAUUUUGAGCUGAAGGGUUCCCUGGCAAGCAAAUUAGGCGUCACAAACACGUCUUCUCCAAUACCCGCCUCACCUGUUGCUCCACCUACCCCAGCCUUUGGUGUUAGGCUACCUGAGAUAAAAAUCCCAGAAUUUAACGGAAAUUUUGAUGAGUGGUUAAAUUUCCAUGAUUUGUUCAACACUCUUAUUCACACCAGUACUCAGCUAUCUCCUAUACAAAAGUUCCAAUAUCUUAAAGCGGUUUUAAAGGGAGAUGCACUUCGUUUGGUACAAUCGUUGGCAGUGAGCUCGGCCAAUUAUAUGAUUGCAUGGGAUCUGCUCAAGCAACGUUACGAUAAUAAAAAUUAUCUGAUAAAGCAACACCUAUCGGCCCUUCUAUCCACUCCAUUCCUAAAACGGGAGUCUUCGGCUGCGCUAUCGGGUUUAGCGGACACAUUUGAAAAACAUCUUGUGCAGGUAACAAAUUGCACCGAUAGCUCUGAAUCAGUUGCAAGAACUCGAUCAAACUCACAAUCGGCCACGGUCGACGAGUCGUCGUUGUCGGUAGAGCCAUGCAUUGCCGAGCAAUCGCAUGGCAUCCCUCGGGUAAUGGGAUACAAUCGUUCGUCGCCGGGAGGCAAAAAUCAAUCCGUUUCGUUUGACCCUCCGUCGGUGGGUAUACCGUCAGGGUCGGCUCAUGGUUCUUCACACAUAACAAGCUAUCCAGUCGUUACUCCAUUGCCCAAAUCCACUAAGAAGACUAACAGAACUGUCUUCAUGUUAACGGUCUACGUCAAGGUUCGUGAUGUCGAUGGAACCUAUACUCUUGCACGCGCUCUGCUGGACUCUGCGUCUGAGCGCAAUUUCGUCACUGAAAAUCUCGCACAAAGGCUUCGUUUGAAACGUACUGGUUCAGACAUUGACGUCUAUGGAAUUGGAAAUACAGUACAACGUGUAACUCAAACAAUCACGAUUAACCUGUCCUCUAGAAUCAGCCACUUUAAUGCAGAUAUCGAUUUUCUCAUCCUUCCUAGCCUAACGAGAAUUCUCCCGUCGGUCGAUGUAGAUAUAACAAGUUGGGAAAUCCCGAACAACUUACCUUUGGCUGACCCAACGUUCCAUCGCGCCCACGGAAUAGAUAUGAUACUAGGAAUUCAGUGGUUCUUCUCAUUGUUAGAAAAUGACCAGAUUACCCUCGGUCCACAGCUACCAAUACUACGCAAAACAGUAUUUGGUUACGCUAUUGCUGGCGAUCAUACCCAGCACAAUCCUAUUCGAACAGUGGUAUGCAAUGCUGCAAUGACAGUUGACAAACUAACAGCAGCCGUGCAACGGUUUUGGGAAGUGGAAAGUUUUGAAGGACAAAGCUCAUUAUCGUUAGAAGAGCAAUAUUGUGAGAACCAUUUUCGCACUACACACUCAAGAGCCCCUGGCGGUCGGUACGUGGUCCGAUUGCCGAUUCGUGAGGAGCUACUUUCGGAUCUGGGAGAGUCGUUGCCAGUCGCAAUACGAAGAUUCCAUGCAAUUGAGAGAAGGCUCUCAUCUAACAGGCAACUUCAUUCAGAUUACAGCAAAUUUAUUAAUGAAUAUCAAUCUCUGGGUCACAUGGAAGAAGUAUUGCCGGACCCUUCAGUGCCGCAUUUUUAUCUCCCUCAUCACGCAAUAUUGCGCCCGGAGAGUAAAACGACCAAAAUCAGAGUGGUUUUUGACGGUUCGUGCAAAUCAGCGAGCCGCAUCUCGCUGAACGACCUGUGCUACAUCGGCCCUACUGUACAACCUCCACUCAUCUCAAUUAUUCUCAACUUUCGGUUACCAACAUACGUCAUCACCGCUGAUAUUGAGAAAAUGUACAGGCAAGUUGUUGUACAUCAGCAGGAUCGACCGCUGCAGCAAAUCGUAUGGAGGAACAAUCCUGAGGCCCGUUUGCAAACUUUUCAGCUGAAAACAGUGACGUAUGGCACUUCGUGUGCCCCGUUUUUGGCAACGCGAGUGCUCAAUCAGCUUGCAGAUGAUGAAGCAGGAAAAUAUCCAUUAGCGUCAAAUGCCAUCAAGCGUGCGUUUUAUGUCGACGAUUGUUUAACCGGUGAUGAUAGCAAAGAAAGGCUGAUAGCAACCUGUAAACAGCUAACUGAGUUACUUGAGUCUGGCGGCUUCGUGCUACGAAAGUGGAGUUCGAGUGAUCCAGAAAUUAUAUCGCACAUCCCAGAGUCACUUCGGGACCUGCAGGGUGAUUUAGAAAUUGAUAAAUCGAACAUUGUUAAGACGCUUGGUUUACUUUGGCAUCCGCAGUCUGAUUGUUUUGGCUUCAAGGUACCAGCAUUGUCUGAUUCAAAUCCAGUAACAAAACGCAUUGUGUUAUCGGAAAUGUCCCGAUUAUUCGAUCCAAUGGGACUUGUUGGGGCAGUUAUUGUUUCGGUAAAAAUUUUCCUGCAAUCACUGUGGUUAGAGAAAUUCACGUGGGAUCAGCCGCUUCCACAAGAUUUCCAAAACUGGUGGAAAAUGUUCAGAGAAGAAAUGCAGGAGCUGAGCACUCUUCGAAUCCCUCGACGUGUCUUUUUGCACAAUUAUGCAAAUAUUCAACUGCACUGUUUCUCAGAUGCCUCUGAUAAGGCUUAUGGAUGCUGCCUUUACGUCACAUCGUCAAAUCGUAAUGGAAUUUCCAUAACCAACCUUCUUAUGUCGAAGUCUAGAGUGUGUCCGCUUGAUAAGCUCUCCAUACCCCGUGCCGAGUUAUGCGGAGCAGUAAUGGCAGCGCAAUUAGCUGAUUGUGUGCGGGCUUCUACUAAUUUACAAUGCCCGAUUACGUUUUGGACAGAUUCAAGUAUUGUUUUGCAUUGGCUAGCCACCUCGUCAGCCAAGUGGAAAGUUUUCGUUGCUAACCGUGUAGCCGAAAUACAUCGUUUAACACAAGGCUUUGUAUGGCGCCACAUUCCCACUGACCUGAAUCCUGCAGAUCGCAUAUCCCGAGGAGUAUUGCCUUCCCGUCUGAUUGAUGAUGAACUUUGGUGGCAUGGGCCAUCAUUCCUAAACAGCGAUUCCAGCUGCUGGCCAAAAAACAUCGUGGAACUCUCGCAGCUGCACUUGCAGGCUCGAGAAUUAGAAAGCAGAGAAACCGUAUCACUCGUCGUCACCGCGCUACCGUCGAUGCUCCCAUUAGCGGCUAAUCAUUCUACUUUGGAACCAUUGCAGCGAAAAAUCGCUUGGACAUUGAGAUUCAUACACAAUUGUCGCACAAAUAAUCGAUUGCUAGGUCCACUUUCUCCAGCAGAAAUAGACAAAUCUUUAACUUUGCUUGUCAGGCAAGCACAAGAGGAAUGCUUCGCCGCGGAAAUUCGUUUUCUCAAGCAGCAUAGUGGACCAUCAAUGAAAAACAUCAACUUUAAAUCACAUUUGAAAAAUCGUAACCCAUUUUUGGAUGAAAAGGGCCUAUUACGACUAUAUAGUCGCCUCUGCAAUCAAGAAAUUCCCUUUGAUACUCGAUAUCCUAUCGUGCUACCACAAAAUCACCAUUUAACUAAUUUGAUCGCUACUAACGUGCAUAUUCGAACUCUUCACUCGGGCCCACAGCUUCUAUUAGCCACAUUACGUCAAAAAUUCUGGCCUGUUAGAGGAAGAGAUUUAGCGAAGAGAGUUGUGAAGAAUUGCCUAGUAUGCUUCCGCUGCAAGCCGUCGAGCAUCAAUCAAAUAAUGGGACAGCUACCAUCAGUGAGAGUGACUCCGUCGCGCGCGUUUCUAAAGUCCGGCGUGGACUAUUGUGGGCCAUUCUUCGUCCGUCCGCCCAGCCGUCGCGGAUCGUCGGUUAAAAUAUUCGUCGCGAUAUUCGUAUGCAUGGCCUCCAAGGCGGUCCAUAUCGAAAUGGUUUACGGUCUGUCGUCGGCGUCGUUCAUUAACGUUCUCAAACGGUUCGUUUCGCGUCGCGGUCGAACCUUGGACAUUUAUUGUGACAACGCCCGUACGUUUGUUGGAGCUAACCGGCUUCUCCAAGAUGAUAAGCGUCUAUUUGACGAAGUACAUUCGUCCCAAUCGUUGGGCAAGUACUGCAGUGAGAAUGGCAUCCGAUUUCAUUUCAACCCGGCUCGCUCUCCUCACUUCGGAGGGCUGUGGGAGUCAGCCGUUAAGAUCUUCAAACAUCAUUUGUAUCGCAUAAUGAAGGACACACACCUGACGAUUGACGAUUUUAACACCUUGAUAAUCCAAAUCGAGGGAAUGAUGACCCCUUACACCGUUGUCAUCGGAUCCUGCAGAUGUCGUCGCUCUAACUCCAGGAAAAUGCAACAAAAGGUCCAACAUUUUUGGAAGGUUUGGUCUCGGGACUACAUCGGUCAGCUGCAAAGCAGACAACGCUGGCCUAUGGUACAACCGGAUAUCAAGGUAGACACUCUCGUCUUGCUAAAAAAGGAUUCUACACCUCCGAUGCGCUGGAAUCUUGCACGAGUCGCUCGUGUGUUCCCGGGACCAGAUGGCCAUGUCAGGGUGGUUGACGUCAAGACAGCACACGGUGUUUAUCGACGGGCGAUUACAGAAAUUUGUCCACUCCCCAUAGAAGACGAGACGCCACGAACUGGACCAUCGCCACCUUCACCACCGUCACGACCUACCCAACAGUAA